AUGGUCUUCGAGAGAAUUGAGAAGGCAGAGAAACUGUUCGAAAGAAGCCAAAAUUUACAAAAAUCAAGGAAGGGACUGUCAAAAUUAAAGAGGAAAAUAUUAGCUCAAGUUAAGUUUCUAAAAUCGGUUCGUAUUAUCAUCAAUCAGCCUACGUACAAUUGUAGCGUCAUAGGCAUGUUUGUUACGAUUCUGUCGUUGAGAGCAUCCUUGACUUCUUGACCCUUACAUCUGAAGAACGUAACGUGGUCUUGGUAGUGCUAGAGUGUAGUGUUCUGAAACAAUUCGCAUGUUUUUGUUUUUCUUCAGCUAAACAUUGAUACAACGCCUUUGAAAGACUCGCACAUGAAAAGCAAAAACCUUUUAGUAUUUUUCGAAGCUGUGCUCGCAACAGCUGGACAAGAGAAAGAUCUGCGUGCUGUUUUCAAGCCUUUUUGGGAUAUCACACGGGAGUUGAGCUAUGAAGUGGAUGUUGUUGCCGACAAUGGACAUUACUGGAUUAAGGUUACUGCAAGAAAUGCAUCUGCACUCCAUAGUACAUGGCAAGGUAACAAUCUGUACAUUUUGUUUUAAAUAUAAAAGCCAUCACAGGGUUUUCAGUAAGAUUUUAAGUAGGUGGCAAAAGUUUUGGAGUAAGUGGAGAAGGAAAAAACUCGUGGCAAAGGAGCAACUUGCCAGUGCCCAAAAUCGCUAGUCACUGGAAAAAUUUUGAAAUCUGGGCUUCUUAGAAUGAAUGCAUUUUCAGCAUUCUGGAGCAAAAAUUAGAGUGUUUGAACAGAACACAGACACCAUUAAAUUUUAGCUUUUUUAUUCAGUGACUCUAUUUAACUGGGGUAAUUUGCAAAGAGAAGUAGGCGGUAAGUUCACGUGAAAUAGCUGACGAUUUAGCCUGCCACUGGCUCUUAUUGAAAACCCUGCAUCGCACAUGCCAUUUACUUUACCGAGUGGCUAUUCGCAAGCACUGACUCGAAAUGGUAGGCUUCUAUUUAGGGUUGGGGUUGUUGUUAUGUAACUUCAAAUCAAACUUACAUCAGCAGUGAAUCCUCAGUGGUCUACGGGGGGUACUCCCUAUAAUGGCCUACACGGGAGGCUCCAACCGAAAGGGGUACCUUUUUCAGGCUUUGGGUAUAUGAAAGGGUAGGGAUUUUACCCGUUGAAGUAUCUGUCAGUUGGGUCUGUGAAAGGGCCCAAAGGGCUAACAGAUAAAUUUUAUGGCUUUUUCUAAAGUCGAGAAAACGUUCUAUUUUUGUGAUUGAUUCCUAUUUAAAUAACAGUGCAUUUACAACAGUUAAAAGGGAUGCAAAGUUCUAAACAAGGUAUGUGAAAGGGGUUCCAUUUGUCAAUAGAAGCCGGUAUAUGAAAGGGGCACCUUUUUGUGAAGAGUGGUAUAUAAAAGGGUAAGGGGUUGGACCACGGGGCGGAGCCUCCCCGUAUAAAAAAUUUAUUGAGUACCCCCCACCCCCCCUAUUGGUGGUCUAUUGGUUUACAUAGUACAGUGUAGACUGCAGACCCAUACUCUGAUUUGGAAUCUCACUCUGGUUACUCUAAAAUUUUUUUACAUUUGAAAUUGAACAGACUUUUCUUAUGAACAUUAAUUUUGUUGAGCAGAAAUUUCAAUGGUGGUAGAAUACAGUGUACAUUUAACUAGUGAAGAUGGAACAGCUGUAUGAACUUAUCUUAUAAAAUAUAGUGAUCACAAAUUUACUUCUGUGGAAAGAAUCCCAUAAGAUUUGGAAGUACAAGUUAGUGUAUGGAUUCCGUAUAAAUAACCACUGGGUUUACUUUACGUAUCAACCUCAACAUGUCUCCCUCUGGCAAACCCUGGGGACAUCAAUGGGUCAUGCAGGGGUUUGACGACUUACUGUAGUUCUUACUGAGGUGGAGAAUUUAACACAAAACAAAUUGCAUCAUUUUUCACAUCUCUAAUACCAUGAUGAAAAUCAUAGGUUGCAUUGGCAUUAGUCACUGGUGAUUGUUCCUGCCAAGAGAGAUGGCUAGAUGCAUGAAUCAGUGACCUCGUCUUUGAUGUAAAUUGAAAAAAUUGAUUUACAUUGUAUGCAGUAAGUUCACCAGAGGUGAAAAUUGUACUCCAAGCUUCUAACACUUUUAAAUUUUUUAAAGACAAAACUUGAGUACUAUGCUGAGCCCUCGGAUUAUUAUUGUCAAUGUCAUUGUAAGGUUAGCUACAGUGUAUGUUAAUUAUGAGAAAAUGUGCUGAUUAUGUGAUAAAUAUACUUACAGGUCAUGGUGACUUUGGUGAUAAAGACAUACAUGUAGUCCAUCAAGCCAAUGUACUGUGUGUUGUGUGUGUACAGAAGAAUUUAUUGUUAAAACCAGAGGUAUCCUCAAAAGGCAAUGUUUUCCUAUUGGUGUGAAAGCAUGGUUGUUUUUAAAGAGUAGGAGCAGGGCUUGAAAAAUGUCCCCUCCGGCCAUCCAGAAGAGUGAAAAAACUAAAUGUGAAUGUAGCUAAAAAUUAAUGUGUAAUUAAUGCUUCUACUGUUUCAAAAGCAUAUUCAACCAGCAGUUAUGGUACAGUGUAACUAGAAAAACCAAGUUUUAGUAAACUCAGCGUGCAAAGAAAGUCGUGUCCGAUAGCCCAGGGCUAGUGAAUUUUGCUAUCGGGCCAGUGGUUUUUGUUUUUA
This is a messenger RNA of Porites lobata, 2639 nucleotides long. The record is from the annotation of a GenBank genome assembly. Lineage: Eukaryota; Metazoa; Cnidaria; Anthozoa; Scleractinia; Poritidae.